This is a messenger RNA of Vicia faba (fava bean), 516 nucleotides long. NCBI's taxonomy places the organism in Eukaryota, Viridiplantae, Streptophyta, Magnoliopsida, Fabales, Fabaceae. The record is from the annotation of a GenBank genome assembly.
AUGAAAUCAUAUAUAUAUAUACGUCUCAACGUUGCCGACGCAAUUUGGGAAGGUGGUUCCAAUGCGCCUUUCACCGCCGCUCAGAUCCUCGCGCGUGUAGUUCCAACCGGUGGCGGCGACGCCGAGAAUCUUCAAUGCUUGCUAUGCAUUCUCGCUAGCUACUGCGUGCUUGAAGAGGUUAUUGUUGGCGGUGAAAGGAAGUACUCACUAACAGAUGUUGGGAAAACUCUUGUGACCGAUGAACAAGGCUUAUCAGAUGGUGCUUACCUGCUCCAACACCACCAGGAUGCGUUAAUGAGAGUAUGGCCAUUAGUACACGAAUCAGUUGUGAACCCUACAAAAGAGUUAUUUGAAAUGGUUAAUGGAGAAAGACCAUAUGAGUUAAUGAAGGCACUUUUGGGGAGUUACAAUGAGUUAAUGAUUUGCUCAUUGUUAUUGCUGGAAAUGUUGAGAGUGCUCCAACUAUGUGAUGAAUCAACUCAUUUUCAUGGUUUCUCUUUUUUAAUCCAAUGUUGA